ACAAGUAUCGCAGACGACGCUGUUCUGUUCACACGCUCGGCAAACGCUGCUGCUGCUGUUGAUGUUGCUCUACGUCGGCAGUUACAGUUACUACGCAUUCGUAUCGACGUCGAGGCGGCGUGCGUGAUAAAAAAUAUUUUGAAAAAUAUAAAAAAAAAAAACGAAAUUCUCAACUGGAAUUUUUUGGCACGCGUUGAAAGGCAACAACAAAUUGAGUGUUAGUUGGUACAAAACAAAUGCACAAACGGCGCGUCUGUCCGUGUGCGUGUGCCUCCGUCUAUGUGUCUGUGUGAGUGCGAAAAAAAGCGCUGAUUAAAAGCUUAAAUUGGCUUUAACAAAGCGUACAAUCAACAAGAAAAACAACAGCUGAAGCAUCAGAAACAACAACAACAACAACAACAACGGCAACAACAAAUAAAAACCGGCGCAAAGACGCUUCAACAACCGAAAUAAUCAGCCGUAAAAAACAACAACAAAUACAAAUACAAUAAUAAUAAUAAUAUUUUGCUGAUAUUGCAAGCAGCUCAGCAGAAAGGAAAUGUAGACCGGCGGGACCAAAGAAAUCGCAACAAUUUCUGCAACCGCGAAUGUCACUCCUGGGGAAGCCGCUGAACUAUAAUCGCGGCACACAUCGCCGCGAUGCCCGCUACCGGCGGAUGCAAAGUCGGCUCUACAAUUUCUUAGAGCGACCGCGGGGCCUGCAUGCAAUAUUUUAUCAUGUGAUGGUUUUUCUGAUGGUGUUCACAUGUCUCGCAUUGAGCGUGUUUUCCACCAUCAAGGAAUACGAGGAGGAUGCUGUAUAUAUAUUGUUUCGCAUGGAAAUCAUAGUUGUCAUCUGGUUUACCAUGGAGUUUGGGGCGCGUCUGUGGUCAUCGGGCUGCCGAUCGCGCUACCAGGGCACGCUGGGACGGCUUAAGUUUAUAAAGCAACCGUUUUGUAUUAUAGAUAUUAUCACCAUUUUAGCCUCAAUUGUAGUAUUAGGCAUGGGCACCUCUGGCCAGGUGUUUGCGACGAGCGCAUUGCGUGGUUUAAGAUUCUUUCAGAUACUUCGCAUGGUGCGCAUGGAUCGACGCGGUGGCACCUGGAAGCUGCUCGGUUCGGUUGUAUACGCACACAGACAGGAGCUCAUCACAACCAUGUAUAUUGGAUUUUUAGGUCUCAUCUUUGCAUCAUUCCUUGUUUACAUGUGGGAGAAGGACGUUAACGAGAAGUUCAGCAAUUUUGCACAGGCGUUGUGGUGGGGCGUGAUAACGCUCUGCACUGUGGGCUAUGGCGAUAUGGUACCCAUCACCUGGCAGGGCAAAUUGAUUGCCUCGUGCUGUGCCUUAUUGGGCAUAUCCUUCUUUGCGCUCCCUGCGGGCAUUCUGGGCAGCGGGUUUGCGCUGAAGGUGCAGCAGCAGCAGCGCCAGAAGCACAUGAUACGGCGUCGCCAGCCGGCGGCGACGCUCAUUCAGGCCGUUUGGCGCUGCUAUGCGGCCGAUGAGCAUUCCGUUUCGGUGGCCACCUGGAAGAUACAUCAGGUGGCGCUGCCAAGUCCGCCCGCAUCUUCUGAAAACUGGGAGCGAUUAUUAAAAAACAUAACCGAAUAUAGACGGGCCUCAUCCAGUUUUAAGCACAACACAUCCUUUGUGGCCCGCCUGCCGACGAUAAGGCGUCACAAGAGCCAGACCAUCCAGACGCCCGGACCGGAUGGCACCCCCAUGUCCAAGCCGCCGGGCUCAUCGCGGGCAUCCACGCGUUAUACGCGCACCAUACGCGAUAUCAACGCAUCUGUGGAGAACUUGGAGGUAGUACAAAAUGGCAAAUCCAUGAAUCCGAGUUUUAGCGAAGAUUCAGUUGCUGAAACAACUUGCUUAAAAAAUAUAAAAAAUUCAGACGCAGCAAAGCCAAAGCCGUCGCCAGCUAAGCUGGCCAAUUGCAUUCAUAGCGCCAGCCUGGGCACACUGGCUUCAGCCGCAGAGCCCUCAGCUGACGCUAAGCCGAGGGUCGAGGCUAGCUCUAAUACACUGACCAUACCCGUGGUGCUGUGCGGCUUUUUGCACGGUGAUUUUUUUGGCUCAACAUUUUCGCUGCGCAAUCCGCGCGUCACGCCCGCCGAGGACCUGGAGGCGGGUCACAUGACGGAGCCAACGGGCAGCGGCAAAUGCAACAAUCCCGGUGCCAGUCCGACGGCCAGUGCUGGUCGAGGACGAACGGGUCGCUUUUUUGCGGCUGCUUCACAUUUUCUGGAUACGGGCACAUUGCAGGGCGGCGUCGGCGAACGGGAGGCGGCGGCGGCACACGGCGCAUUCUAUGUGGCAACAAGCAACCAAAACCUAACGCACAAGUCAAUCUCUCUGAUUCAUAAAUUGCCCCCAGAUGAGGAUGAGGAGCCGCGCUGCACGCAGCUGACAAAUCGGCACAAGAUCGCCAUACGCUUCAUACGCAAGCUCAAGUAUUUCGUGGCACGUCGCAAGUUUAAGGAGGCAUUGAAGCCAUACGAUGUCAAAGAUGUCAUGGAACAAUAUGCGGCGGGUCACGUCGAUUUGCUGGGUCGCGUCAAAAUGCUGCAUUUGCGUCUUGAUCAGAUUCUGGGCAAACAAGGAUCCAAGGCAAAGGAUGUGUAUGCCUCGAAAAUCAGCCUAGCCUCGCGUGUGGUUAAGGUUGAGCGUCAGGUCGUGGAUAUUGAGGAGAAACUCGAUAUACUGAUCAAGGCCUAUAUGGAGGAUCGUGAUAGAUUUUUAGCGCUUCCGUUGCCAGCAAAUCCCAAACCCAAAAUACAUUCCAUUAGCCCUAGUCACAGUCACAAUCUGCAUCACACACACAAUCAGAGCAUGAUCGAUGUGUGGAAGCGAACCGCCACGCUUAGCGUGCAUCCCGAGCUGGUCUCGACGCCAACCGGAGCAGCAGGUGAUGCCACAUCUGUGGAUCGUCUGGACAGCAAUGAGACGGCGCUGACCUCCACACAGACGGUGACAACCACAACGGAUGCGAUUGCCACACAAACACCCAUGCCGCAUACACAGCAUACAGCGACCAAUACAAAGUCUUCCGUGCUUAACCCAUAUCAGCUAACGCCUGAGAAGCAACAGCACAAUGAUGUAUUUAUGACUGAUUUAGAGAAUAGAACUAAAAAACGCGUUACUUUAAGCCUGCAUAGAUCCACAUCGGAGCCAUAUAGCAAACACGAGCAACGCAUCAAUAUGCCAGAUGAGGGCGCACAAUCCUUGGAUUCCGGUGCGAAACCAACGCCGCCAGAUAGUUCAAUUAUACUCAUUGACGAGUAUGAGGACUUCGAGGAGGAGGAUCUGAACUGUGAGGGCGAAAUGGACCAUUUUCCAUCGUGGGAAAUCGAUAGCGACAUUGGCGCCGAUGUCGAUGUCGAUGCGGAUGGUGACUGUGAUGAGUCCACGGAGGACACGGCGCUGCUGCAGUGCACCACGCGCACCGCGAUCGUUAUAACACCCAUUAGCCCAGUAAGCUCCGCACUCAACCUGCAAAGUUUAAAUGACCAAACCACAACGCUUAAUAAAUCAAAUUUGCUUCCGCCAGACUCUGGCUAAUUAAAUGCAAUUGAAAUUAGUCGAUAUGUAAUAUCUCUAUAUAAUUGAAACUAUUUUAUAAGCUGAUGUGUGCUGCUGCUCCGAUCAGCAGAUACGCUGUACCAAGCUCUAGAGUAUCAGAAAUCGAAUCAUAACAUUCACAACAAACUUUGAUUUAAUUUGUUCACGCAAUUUUUAAUGACCAAACUGCAAAACGCUUUAAUAAAUCAAAUUUGCUGCCGUAAAUGUAUGUACAUAAAUAUAUAUGACAAGACUCGCAGAUACCCUGUAAAACAAAA
This is a messenger RNA of Drosophila montana, 3820 nucleotides long. RefSeq names its product KCNQ potassium channel (gene KCNQ). Gene Ontology annotation, molecular function: voltage-gated potassium channel activity. Gene Ontology annotation, biological process: potassium ion transmembrane transport. Gene Ontology annotation, cellular component: voltage-gated potassium channel complex; membrane. The transcript has 20 exons. The record is from RefSeq and is a predicted model, not a curated record. NCBI's taxonomy places the organism in Eukaryota, Metazoa, Arthropoda, Insecta, Diptera, Drosophilidae. The coding region runs from base 588 to 3542 and encodes 984 amino acids.